UUAUCCGGAUCCUUCCCUUCCCUUCCCUGCCCGCUAGCCCCAACUGCGCCGCGAAGCGCAUGAGCGAGGCGCGCCCUCCGAGGAGCGGAGCGAGUGCGCGCGGCUGUUGGACACCGAGCGGCAGGAGAGAAAGACGGAAGAGACCCAGCCAGCAGCCGGCCCGCAAGAAAGCGCCGAUCGCCGCUCCUCCUGCGGACCUUCUGCUUGCUUGCAAAUCUCAGACCUUGGAGGUGGACCAGUCGUCUGGUUGAAGCCUGUUCUUGUCACUAGUUAGCAAGGGAGAAACAAGCCAUGCCUGUGCUGUCUGAAGAUUCAGGUCUGCAUGAGACCCUUGCUCUCCUGACAUCACAGCUAAGACCGGACUCAAAUCACAAGGAAGAAAUGGUGUUCCUGAGAGACAUAUUCAGUGAAAGAAGUCUUAGUUAUUUAAUGAAGAUACAUGAAAAGCUGUGCCAUUAUGAAAGGCAGAGCCCAGUCCCAGUUCUGCACAGUGCCUCAGCACUAGCUGAAGAUGUGAUAGAAGAAUUGCAGACUGCACCGAUGAAUAAUGAUGAAAAAGAGCUGCUUCAGCUGCUGUCAACUCCUCAUCUCAGGGCGAUGCUUGUUGUCCACGACACGGUUGCCCAGAAGAAUUUUGACCCUGUCCUCCCUCCUUUGCCGGACAAUCUUGAUGAAGACUUUGACGAAGAGUCGGUGAAAAUUGUCCGCCUGGUGAAGAAUAAAGAGCCUUUGGGUGCAACCAUCAGGCGGGACGAACAAACAGGGGCUGUGAUAGUGGCGCGUAUCAUGAGGGGAGGGGCGGCUGAUCGCAGCGGUCUUGUCCAUGUGGGAGAUGAACUACGGGAAGUCAAUGGGAUUGCUGUGCUUCACAAACGGCCAGAAGAAAUUAGUCAGAUUUUGGCUCAGUCCCAGGGAUCAAUAACCCUGAAAAUAAUUCCAGCCGUUAGAGAAGAAGACCAACUGAAGGACAGCAAGGUGUUCAUGAGAGCCCUUUUCUCCUACAACCCGAAGGAGGAUAAAGCUAUUCCUUGCCAAGAAGCUGGGCUGCCAUUUCAGAGGCGACACAUCUUGGAGGUAGUGAGCCAGGAUGACCCAACAUGGUGGCAGGCCAAGCGCAUGGGUGACACGAACCUUCGGGCAGGGCUGAUCCCCUCUAAGCAGUUCCAAGAAAGGCGUUUGAUGUACAGAAGGACUGUUGGCGCCCUGCACAACACCAGAAGUGUAGCAAAACCUCUCUACGAUCAGUCUUCUGAGAAAGAAGACUGUGAUUGCGAGGGAUACUUCAACGGACAAUAUAUAGCUGGCUUGAGGCGGAGCUUCCGACUGAGCCGAAAAGAAAAGCAAAACAGCCCGAACGAAGCCAAGCCAGUCGAGCAAACUCACAGCUCAGAGCUCCUUACGUAUGAGGAAGUCACCAAGUAUCAGCAGCAGCUGGGAGAAAGGAAGAGGCUGGUGGUUUUGAUUGGUUCUUUGGGGUCCCGAUUAAACGAACUCAAGCAGAAGGUGGUGGCAGAGAACCCACAAGAGUAUGGGGUUGCCGUGCCACAUACUACAAGAUCCAAGAAGAGUCACGAAAAGGAGGGUGUGGAGUACAACUUUGUUUCAAAGCAGUCAUUUGAGACUGACGUGCAGCAUAACAAGUUUGUAGAGCAUGGGGAGUACAAGGAGAAUCUCUAUGGGACAAGCCUAGAGGCAAUACAGUCGGUCAUGUCCAAAAACAAAAUUUGCCUCGUGGAUGUCGUGCCUGAGGCUGUGAAGCACUUGAGGACAGCAGAGUUCAAGCCAUAUGUUGUAUUUGUGAAGCCUCUCGUUUCUGAAAAGAAAAAGAACGCACCAACAUCUCUACUGACAGACGAAAUCUCUGUCCCACUCGACGAGGAGCAGCUAGAAAUGGUUAACUCGGCUGCCUUCAUUGAAGACCAGUAUGGCCACCUGAUUGACACUGUCUUGGUGAAGGAGGAUCUCCAUAGUGCCUGCAACCAGUUGAAAGCCAUUCUGGAGAAACUGAACACAGACUCUUUUUGGGUGCCAGUCUCUUGGGUCAGGUCAUAGUUAUGUUGUGCUAAAAUAAAAGGGGGUGGGGAGAGAGAUACCUGUUUGAUAACAUGCUGUAAAUAGAAUGGAUGAUCAAAAGGGAAACAAUGUCUAAUGGAAGUGCCAGUUUGCUUGAAAAGCAGCAAAGUGAAACAUUCUCCACGUGGGAACCUCUUUUGAUCGCAUUUCUUCCACAGAAACAGAAAACAUUUCAGUGGGAAGAAAAAUCCCUGCAGGAUGCAAUCCAGAGGUGGUCUCUCUCAAAUUCCUGGCGUCUGGGUGGAAGCCUCUAGCUUUUUUGUAACUUGCAGUUUAGGUUCAAAAUGUGGGGAUCCAGACAGAAACCCACCAAAUAAGAGGAAAUGCACUCACUCCAAAAUCCGUAUGAUCAACAAUCAAAGAGAAGUUCAAUGACAGAAUUAUAAAUUCAAAUAACAAGAUAAAGGACUGCUUUUAUACCCACUGGCCAGACUGAAAAAGGGAGAGCUUUUAUCCAGAUGGUGAUAGUUCAUACUUUUGCAAAAGGGAAGCCUUCUAGGGCAAGUCAGCAAAGCUUGCAACUUGCUGCUUGAAGAUUAGACCAUUCAUGCAACUGAAAUAUAUAGCUAAAUAUGUUUUGAAGAUCUUUUAUGAUUCUUGCAGAUGUAUUUGCAAGUUACCCAAAUAUAAUGUGCUGAAUCCUGUGCUAGCAGCAUUGAAAGAUCUCCCUCAUACUAACCAGAAGACCACAGCAGAAAACUGCUGUGUAGAAAUACGAUUCCAUAUAAGCACAUGGUCAGGCAGCAUCUCAUCUACUUUGCUCUUUGCAUUUGGUUGCACAAGCUUUGAGCAGGCUUUAAAAUGUUGAUGUCUGUGGGACCCAACAACCCCUUUCCAGAUCCAGAGAUGGCAUUCCAGAACUGAUUUCCAUUUAGGCAUUCUUGCUUUCCCCCCACUCUCACCUGCUCCCCCCCCCUGCUUUUAAAACUGCAUUUAAUUUUGCGAGUGCCAAAGGGUUUGUUGUGAGAGAUGCUGACAGAAAAUGCAAUCACAGGAUCUCCAGGUUUUGGAGGAAGAAGCCCCUGGGGAGCAAGCAGCACGCAGCCAGAGCUGUGGAUGUCCUGCACACCCCCAAUUUGUCUGUGCAAGCAUUGAAUUGGACUCAGGGCUCAGCAUCCAGAUUCUUGGCCAUUUAUAUUUUAAAAACAAGCGAGUUUCUUAUGGUUAUAGAGAGGAAGCUGGCCUUGGUGUAUACAGAUAACCUGUAAUCUGAAACUGAGAAAGGGACUGGGGUGAGGAUGCCUCAGAAUCCCACUUCCUACACCAACUGCUUCUAAAGCCAAUCUAUUGCCAAUCUCCAUAAACUUCAUUCCUUUUUCUCCUCCUUUUAAAAACUUGGAUUUUGGAAGCAGAGUAAUUUAUACAGCAUUAUUCUGUAUAUGUUUACGUCUUGAUUUGCAUUAUUUACAGAAUGUGGGUUUUAUUGGCACAUAAUUUUAAGUGUGUGUGAGAACACACAGCCUGGCAUGUUCCCUGUUUUUUUGUGUUCCUGGAACAUCUACACUGAUUUUACUUCCCAGUGUAAUAUUCUCCUGUAUUUCUCCAUAAGAAAGAUUACCAUUGAAGAAAACCUUUACAACAGAUUUUCCUGGGCAUGUUUAGUGUUUCAGCCAAAGCCUUUAUCCCAAUCCUUUUAGCAGGUGUCGUCAUUUAAAGCUGAUGUUUUCUCAGUGUACUUAUGAUUUAGUCCAGUGGUUUUUGAACUGUGUUCAGGGGAACUCUGGAGUUCCUUGGAGGCUUAUUAGGGAUUCAUCAAGAGAUCGGUAAUAGCAGAUACGCUUCUCUGAAAUAAAACUUACCUGUUACAAAUCUUCCCCUGAAAUGUGAAGCUGUUGGGGUGGUGGUAAUACUGGUGGGGUUGGUGGUUGUUUUAUUAAUUCAAUAUUUCUUGUUGUGGGUAGAUAAGAGGCGUAGCUCAUACAGUUAUUUAAAUCUAGCUUUAAUGUGAUUGUGUGAAUGGUAUGCCAAGGCAGGAAUCAUUAUCUCAGAUUGAUCGCAGGCCAUAAACCACCUUGGUGUAGAUUCACACAAUCACACAAUAACCCACAUUAAACAUAGAUUUGAAUGAUUGUGACAACCAGGACAGUGAGACCCAACAGGCUUUGUAUGUGUCCCGGAUAAACUGAAUGUGUACCCAAGAACGUUCCCUGGUGCCCUCAGCAGCAUGCCUGGAUUCCAUAGCAGAUGCUCAGAUGUUCCUCACCAGACAACUUAGCAUAGGAAGGAUGCCUUGCAGGUAGAAACUUGAAAAACCUUGUCUUUUGUAAAUAACUCACUUUGUGAUAUACAUGGAACACAACAUAAUGUCUGAGUUUAUGCAUUCAAUAUAUGUUGUUCUUAUGUGGCAGUUUAUCUGGAUGACAACUGCAGAGUUCUGUUUACAUGUGCUUUCUCUCUGAUCUCCCUCCCCAACCCUUGCUCCAUAUUUAAAUUUCUAUUUCUCUCUGGUUUCGAAACAUAUGAAAGCCUUUUUAAUUCC
Hemicordylus capensis (graceful crag lizard) is the source of this 4552-nucleotide messenger RNA. RefSeq names its product MAGUK p55 scaffold protein 3 (gene MPP3). Gene Ontology annotation, cellular component: plasma membrane; cell-cell junction. The transcript is spliced from 19 exons. Gene Ontology annotation, molecular function: protein binding. Bases 292 to 2052 code for a protein of 586 amino acids. NCBI's taxonomy places the organism in Eukaryota, Metazoa, Chordata, Lepidosauria, Squamata, Cordylidae. The record is from RefSeq and is a predicted model, not a curated record.